AGCCAUAUCAAUGAAUGCGAUGCUCUGCUGCAGUUCAGCAGUUCAUUCACUGUCACAGGAGAUGCCUCAUAUGAGUACUGCGACGACUAUGGGCCCAUUACGACUUCAUAUCCAAAGACAGCCUCGUGGAAGAGUGGCUCUGAUUGCUGCUCGUGGGCUGGAGUCACUUGCCACCCAGUGGCACAUAGAGUGAUUGGGCUCGAUCUCAGUUGCAGUCAGCUCAAAGGUACCCUCCAUUCCAACAGCACCCUCUUUUUGCUCCCCAGUCUUCGGCGGCUCAACCUCGCUGGUAACGAUUUCUAUGGCUCACAAGGAAUUUUACCAAGGUUCGGUAUCUUUACCAGAAUGGCUCAUCUGAAUCUCUCUCAUUCUUACUUCUCCGGGCCCAUUCCACUAGAAAUUUCUCACCUCUCCCGCCUAAUUACACUCGAUCUCUCGGGCAUCUUUGACCUAACCAAAGAAUUAGAUAACCGUAGUUUCAGAUGGUUCACACAUAAUCUCACACAGUUGAGAGAACUUAAUCUUGAUGGUAUCGACAUGUCUAGAGUUUCUCCUAUGUCUCUAGCGAACUUCUCUUCUUCCGGUUUGACAUCUUUGAGCCUUUCUGGCUGCAAUCUGAGAGGGAUAGUUCCGAUUGACAUCUUCCAUCUCCCAAACCUCCGCAGUCUCUCUCUUUCUGAUAAUUAUUAUCUCACGGGCACUCUACCCCAGACAAAAAACUGGACUAGUCCGCUCGUCUCCUUAAACCUAUCAUCGACAGAGUUCAGUGGGUCAAUUCCUGCUUCAGUGGGGAAUCUGACAUCCAUGACCAUUUUGGACCUCCGUUUUGCCCAAUUUACCGGUUCGAUCCCACUGACAUUUGGAAACCUUGUCCACCUCACCCACUUGGACCUCGGGUAUAACAUGAUCAGUGGAGGGAUUCCUGAAUGGUUUUGGAGAGUAGGGAGGGACACAUUGACAUACUUGGACUUCGCAUACAACAAUUUUAAUGGUCCUCUACCUGACCUUCCUCCUUCGAUGGUGAACUUCUAUGCCUCAAGCAACAAUUUCUCUGGAGAGAUCCCAUCUUCAAUCUGCCGAGCCAAAUCACUAAAUCAUCUUGAUCUCUCAAUCAACAAACUCAGUGGCACCAUUCCGAGAUGUUUAGGUGAUUUAAAAAGUCUCUCGUCGUUCGAUGCCUCAAGCAACAAUUUCUCUGGAGAGAUCCCAUCUUCAAUCUGCCAAGCCAGUUCGCUAGAAGAACUUGUACUCUCAAACAACAGAUUCAACGGCACCAUUCCGAGAUGUUUGGGUGAUUUAAAAAGUCUCUUGUUGUUCGAUGCCUCAAGCAACAAUUUCUCUGGAGCGAUCCCCUCCUCAAUUUGCCAAGCCAAAUCACUAGAAGAACUUGUACUCUCAAACAACAGACUCAGCGGCACCAUUCCGGGAUGUUUGGGUAAUUUAAAUAGCCUCUAUGCCUCAAAUAACAGUUUGACUGGAGAGAUCCCAUCUUCAGUCUGCCAGAUGGGAAAUUUAAGCCGCCUCUUCCAAUUGGAUUUGAGCUACAAUCUAUUACAAGGUCCAUUGCCACAAUCUCUAGCAAACUGUACAAGCUUGCAGAGUUUAAAUGUCAGUCACAAUGCAAUAAUUGAUACAUUCCCGCGCUGGCUAAAUGCUUUCUACGGGUUGGAGACUCUAGAUUUACAGUCCAACAGGUUUCAUAGAGCCAUUGAAAUUCCCCUCCCUCCGCAAAUUUCAUACUUGAGCCUAUCCAACAAUGAGCUUUCUGGACAGUUGCCAAUAAAUUUCCUCUUGAAUUCAACUGUUUAUUUUAUUGACUUAGCCAAUAAUAGUUUUAAAGGACCUCUCCCGAUUCCAUCACCAUCCAUUCGUUACUAUUCCAUUUCAAAAAAUGAGUUCAAUGGAGACAUUCCUUAUCAGCUCUGCAGCGCCACUCAGCUAGAGAUUAUCAACCUGUCCAAUAACUGCUUGACUGGCACCAUUCCUCACUGUUUGAUGAACUUUAUUGACUCCCUAUCUGUAUUGGAUCUACAAGGAAAUCAAUUUGUAGGUCAGAUACCAGAGAUAAUUUCCCCAGGAAACAAUUGGGUCAGGAAAAUCCGCUUAGGUCAAAAUCAACUCGGAGGGAUGUUGCCACGAUCUUUGACAAGUUGCAAGAAUUUGGAAGUUUUGGAUCUCGGUGAAAAUGAGUUAGAGGGCCACUUCCCUUACUAUUUGGAUACCCUUCCUUAUCUGCAAGUUCUUAUCCUGAGGUCCAACAUGUUUCGUGGUCCUGUGGAUAGUUCCAAGAGAACUAGUCAUCCCUUCCCAAAGUUACGCAUUUUGGACCUCUCUGACAACAGCUUCUCCGGUCGACUGCCAGCUGAGUACAUUGCCAACUUAAUAGCUAUGAAGAAUGAAGAGAAAUGUGGUUUACAUUAUAUGGGUCAGGACUACUAUGAAGAUACGAUCUCAGUGGUCAUGAAAGGGACGGAGUUGGUGCUGGUGAAAAUUAUGACCGUGUUCACAACCAUCGACCUGUCAAGGAACUUCUUCGAAGGAGAGAUCCCAGAAGCAAUCAGAGAUCUGAAGGCACUCAAGGGACUCAACAUUUCUCAUAACAAUCUGGCUGGCAGGAUCCCUCCUUCUGUGGGGAAUCUUACUAAUCUUGAGUGGCUGGACCUAUCCUCGAACAAGCUCAAUGGGGAGAUCCCCAGAGGAUUGGCGAAUCUUACGUACCUCACCACCUUGAAUCUCUCGUAUAACCAGCUCGUGGGACCGAUUCCUCAUGGCCCGCAAAUGGAUACAUUCAACCACUCCUUCGACGGGAAUCCUGGCUUGUGCGGUCCUCCAUUGUCAAAUCCAUGUGACACUUUGGAGCAGUCACCACCGCAUUCAACUUCCCCUGAAGAAGAAGAAGGGCAAUGGAUUGAAUGGAGGGCAGUGGCAAUGGGCUGCGGAUGCGGACUCAUCCUCGGGAUAUCCGUAGGAUAUACUAUGCUGGAAACCGGGAGACCAAGAUGGUUGGUGAGAAUGGCUGAGAGGAAAAGGCAUAGGAAAACAAACAGGCUGAACAGAAAUGCGGCUCCGAGAAAUCUUCUCAGGAGGAGCACCAUAGGCCAAUGAGAUGGGAGACCAGGCAAAAAAUGGUACGUGGAGGCUCCAUCGAGAGGAGUGGCAAUUUAUCGGUGUGAAGAAGAAAGCUAAACAACUCUAUUCCAUAAGCAUUUUUACUUUUGUUCUUAUUUUGGGUUUGAAGUGGAAUGGCAAUACCAAUGUGCCUUCUCAGCUGAAUCUUAAUCAUAAUAUGGAAUAUCCUUUUUGUCUCGAUAAA
This is a messenger RNA of Punica granatum (pomegranate), 3313 nucleotides long. Lineage: Eukaryota; Viridiplantae; Streptophyta; Magnoliopsida; Myrtales; Lythraceae. The record is from RefSeq and is a predicted model, not a curated record.